AUGAGGCCUUGGUGGGUCACAGUGCAGCCUCCGGCCAGGAGAAUGGGGUGGCUCCCACUACUGCUGCUUCUGACCCAGUGCUCAGGGGCCCCUGGGCAGCGCUCGCCCUUGAAUGACUUCCAGGUGCUCCGGGGUAUGGAGCUGCAACACCUGCUACAUGCAGUGGGGCCCAGGCCUUGGCAAGAGGACGUGGCAGAUGCUGAGGAGUGUGCAGGGCGUUGCGGGCCCCUACUGGACUGCAGGGCUUUCCACUACAACGUGAGCAGCCAUGGUUGCCAACUGCUGCCAUGGACUCAGCACUCACCCCAUACACGGCUGCAGCGUUCUGGGCGCUGCGAUCUCUUCCAAAAGAAAGACUAUGUGCGGACCUGCAUCAUGGACAAUGGUGUCAAGUAUCGGGGCACUGUGGCCAUCACCACGGCUGGCCUACCCUGCCAGCGCUGGAGCCACAGGUUCCCCAAUGAUCACAAGUACACACCCACACUCCGAAAUGGCUUGGAGGAGAACUUCUGCCGCAACCCUGACGGGGACCCGGGAGGUCCCUGGUGCUACACGACAGACCCUGCCGUGCGCUUCCAGAGCUGCGGCAUCAAGUCGUGCCGGGAGGCUGCUUGCGUUUGGUGCAAUGGCGAGGAUUACCGCGGCGCAGUGGACCGCACCGAGUCAGGACGCGAGUGUCAGCGUUGGGACCUGCAGCACCCGCACGCGCACCCCUUUGAGCCGGGCAAGUUCCUUGACAAAGAUCUGGACGACAACUAUUGUCGGAAUCCGGACGGCUCGGAGCGGCCGUGGUGCUAUACCACAGACCCGCAGACGGAGCGAGAGUUCUGCGACCUCCCCCUCUGCGGGUCCGAGACACAGCCACGCCACGAAGCCACGACCCUUGACUGCUUCCGCGGGAAGGGCGAGGGCUAUCGGGGCACGGCCAACACUACCGCCGCGGGCGUGCCCUGCCAGCGUUGGGACGCGCAGAACCCGCAUCAGCAUCGCUUUUUGCCGGAGAAAUACGCGUGCAAGGACCUUCGGGAGAACUUCUGCCGGAACCCCGACGGCUCGGAGGCGCCCUGGUGCUUCACAUCACGGCCUGGCAUGCGCGUGGCCUUCUGCUACCAGAUCCGGCGCUGCGCCGACGACGUGCGGCCCGAGGACUGCUACCGCGGCGCGGGGGAGUGGUACCGCGGCUCGGUCAGCAAGACCCGCAAGGGCGUAACGUGCCAGCGCUGGUCCGCGGAGACGCCGCACAAGCCGCAGUUCACGCCCACCUCUGCCCCGCACGCCCAACUGGAGGAGAACUUCUGCCGGAACCCGGACAGGGAUAGCCAUGGACCCUGGUGCUACACUACUGACCCGGGGACUCCAUUCGACUACUGUGCACUGCGGCGCUGCGAUGAUGACAAACCACCGUCCAUCUUGGAGCCCCCAGUCCAGAUGCUGUUUGAGAAGUGUGGCAAGAGGGUGGCUCACCUGGAUGAGUGGCGCUCCAAGCUGCGUAUGGUGGGAGGCCAGCCGGGGAACUCUCCCUGGACAGUCAGCUUGCGCAACCGGCAGGGCCAGCAUUUCUGCGGGGGGUCCCUAGUGAAGGAGCAGUGGGUACUGACUGCCCGGCAGUGCUUCUCCUCCUGCCAUGUGCCUCUCAUGGGCUAUGAGGUGUGGCUGGGCACCCUAUUCCAGAACCCGCAGCCUGGGGAGCCAGACCUGCAGCAGGUCCCAGUGGCCAAGAUGGUGUGUGGGCCCUCAGGCUCCCAACUUGUUCUGCUUAAGCUGGAGAGACCUGUGACCCUGAACCAGCACGUGGCCCUGAUCUGCCUGCCCCCUGCGCGGCAUGUGAUACCUCCAGGCACCAAGUGUGAGAUCGCAGGCUGGAGUGAGACCAAAGGUACAGGGGACAAUGCAGUCCUAAACGUGGCCUCACUGAAUGUCAUCUCCAACCAGGAAUGUAAUGUCAAACACCGAGGACGAGUACACGAGAGUGAGAUGUGCACUGAGGGACUGUUGGCUCCUGUGGGUGCCUGUGAGGGUGACUACGGGGGCCCACUUGCCUGCUUUACCCAUGACUGCUGGGUCCUGGAGGGAAUCAUAAUCCCCAACCAAGUGUGUGCACGGCCCCGCUGGCCAGCCAUCUUCAUGCGUGUCUCUGUGUUUGUGGACUGGAUUCACAAGGUCAUGAGGCUGGGCUAGGCCCAGCCUCAAUCCUAUGUGCCUUGGGGAAGACGAAGCUUCCUGUCAGACAUAAAGUCACCUUUCCUCUUUA
Messenger RNA from Equus quagga, 2251 nucleotides. It is a transcript of the gene MST1, whose product is annotated as macrophage stimulating 1. The record is from RefSeq and is a predicted model, not a curated record. The transcript is spliced from 18 exons. Gene Ontology annotation, molecular function: receptor tyrosine kinase binding; serine-type endopeptidase activity. The coding region runs from base 1 to 2178 and encodes 725 amino acids. Lineage: Eukaryota; Metazoa; Chordata; Mammalia; Perissodactyla; Equidae. Gene Ontology annotation, biological process: regulation of receptor signaling pathway via JAK-STAT; proteolysis.